GUUCUGCUUUUUUCUUUUUAUUCGAAGAGAUGUCUGUCUUUGAAGACGAUUCCUUCGUCAUACUCAACGAUGAUGCGUCUGAGUCUGUUCCAGUCUCAGGCUCUUUUGACGCCACUGAUUCUUUCUCAGCCUACGACGGCUCAGUCCAAGUCGAUGACUCCGUCGACGAUGUCUUUGCAGCGCCUUCUUCUGACUACGGUGCUUACUCGAACGGUGACGGCGUCUUCGGAUCCAACGGUGAACACGACGGUCCUAUCUUGCCACCACCGUCGGAGAUGGAAUCAGACGAGGGAUUUGCUCUUAGAGAAUGGAGAAGACAUAAUGCAAUUCAACUUGAAGAGAAGGAGAAGAGAGAAAAGGAAUUGUUGAAGCAAAUUAUUGAGGAAGCUAAUCAAUACAAAGAAGAGUUCCAUAAGAAGAUUGAAGUAACUUGUCAAAACAACAAAGCAGCUAACAGGGAGAAGGAAAAGUUAAUUGUGAUCUUUGAUACCUUUUUAGCUGCAUAUUGCAAUGUUACAGUUUUGGUUAAACUUUCGCUUACGUGUUUUGUUUGUCUUUUAACACUUAAGCUGUAUCUGGAGAACCAAGAGAAGUUAUACGCGGAAUCUAGCAAGAAUUACUGGAAGGCAAUAGCAGAGCUAGUUCCUAAAGAGGUUCCAACAAUAGAGAAAAGAAGAGGAAAGAAAGACCAACAAGACCCUAAGAAGCCAUCAAUCUCUGUGAUUCAAGGUCCAAAGCCCGGUAAGCCAACCGAUCUAACAAGAAUGAGACAAAUAUUGGUGAAGCUCAAACACAACCCACCUUCUCACCUGAAGCUCACUUCUCAACCUCCAUCGGAUGAGGCGGCUGCUCCUCCAAAGAAUGUUCCCGAAACCAAGCCCACUAAGGCCGUUACUGCUGCUUAAAAACCUCUUUGGUUUUCUUAUUCAUUGCUUACAUCUUGUGUGAAUUUGGUCUUUGCAUUUCAUUAUGUGUUAUAAACAGCUGAGAGAUCU
Messenger RNA from Arabidopsis arenosa, 995 nucleotides. The record is from the annotation of a GenBank genome assembly. Lineage: Eukaryota; Viridiplantae; Streptophyta; Magnoliopsida; Brassicales; Brassicaceae.